AUGAUUUUAAACCGUCAAGUACUAUUACCAAGUCCCAUCGUUCAUGUUAACAGGCUAUCUGCCUUGACUUUAUGCGCUGCAGGGAAUCAUAUUAGGGUGUAUUCUACAAGCAGGACAAGUAUUAAACCAUGGACUGAGUUGCAAAAGAAACUGGAAGCGUGUUAUAGAGCCAGUGUACCAAAAUGGAAAGAGACUUUACACCAAGUAAGCUACUACUCAACCCAGAUAAAGUAUCAUUUGGAUAAAGCCAAACAGUCUUUACGAGAAACGAACCAGAAACUCUUGGAACAGGAAAAGCAGCAACAGAAUACGAACUUGAGCUUCAACGAGGACCUAGAAAAUAAGUCAAAAAUUGUUGGCUUGCCAUCAGAACGCGAGCGUAAAAGGUACCUAUGGUCAAGGAAGUUGGAGUUUUAUUUGGACUCUUUACAAGAAACUAUCUUUACUGCUACUAAGGCUCUAAAUGAUGUUACUGGGUACUCUUCAAUUGACAAACUCCGCAAAUCUAUCGAAAUGAUGGAAUCACAACUAAACGAAGUGAAAUCGGACCUAGAACGUCUACGUGACGUACAUCACAAUGCUGUUGCCGUCAGAAACCAGUCACAGAUCCAGGUAAAUGAACUACUUCAAAGGAAACAUAUGUGGACUCCCGAAGAACUAGACAGGUUUACCAAGUUGUACAUUGUUGACGCUGAAAAUGCAAAAAAGGAAGAAGCAGCUAAUGCUGAACUAAAGGCAGUGGAAGCAAAGGAGAAAGAGUUAUCAAACCUCCUCCACCGCGCUAUUUUAACGCGGUACCACGAAGAGCAAAUCUGGUCGGACAAAAUUCGGAGAACAUCCACCUGGGGUACUUUUAUUCUAAUGGGAAUCAACAUACUCCUAUUUCUGGUUUUCCAGUUGCUCUUAGAACCCUGGAAACGUCGUAGAUUAACUCGAUCCUUCGAAGAAAAGGUUAAGGUAGCACUAGAACAAACUACAAUGGCACAGAAUGGGUUUCAAUUCAAAGAAGCUGCAGUGCAAUCUUCAGUAUUACCUGCUUCAGAACAAUCAAUUUCUCCAGAACCUAUUCCACCACUAAUUGAGAACCGCGAUGAAAUAACACAUUCUAGUACUGCUCUACAGCCAAUUUCGUUAAGUUCAUUCUCUGAUUUUAAGCACUCAACCUAUACUAAUUUGCAAAAUAUACAAAUCUGGCUAGGUUCACUACUUCAUAAACUAUAUUCCAUGAAUUACUUGGCCUACCAAGAUCAAACUAACCUAAGCAUAGGCCAAUUUCACGUAUAUUCAGGUGUUAUCUUCAUCUUCGGUAUACUUCUGGGCUCUUUAGUCAGUUGA
Eremothecium sinecaudum is the source of this 1335-nucleotide messenger RNA. It is a transcript of the gene SHE9, whose product is annotated as She9p. The record is from RefSeq and is a predicted model, not a curated record. Gene Ontology annotation, cellular component: mitochondrial inner membrane. NCBI's taxonomy places the organism in Eukaryota, Fungi, Ascomycota, Saccharomycetes, Saccharomycetales, Saccharomycetaceae. The transcript has a single exon. Bases 1 to 1335 code for a protein of 444 amino acids. Gene Ontology annotation, biological process: inner mitochondrial membrane organization.